Messenger RNA from Electrophorus electricus (electric eel), 951 nucleotides. Its product is annotated as odorant receptor 131-2-like. Lineage: Eukaryota; Metazoa; Chordata; Actinopteri; Gymnotiformes; Gymnotidae. Gene Ontology annotation, biological process: detection of chemical stimulus involved in sensory perception of smell; G protein-coupled receptor signaling pathway. The record is from RefSeq and is a predicted model, not a curated record. Gene Ontology annotation, molecular function: odorant binding; olfactory receptor activity; G protein-coupled receptor activity. Gene Ontology annotation, cellular component: membrane.
AUGAACUCAACAAGAGGACCGCAGGUUCUGAGCCGAGACCCAUUCGCCAUAGCAUUCACAAAGAACUUCAUUCUGGUUGGCCUGUGGUUCAGCUUGAGCUACAUCAAUGCCACUGUGGUGGCUACCUUCUUCAGCAACCCUGCCUUCUAUGAGGACCCACGCUACAUCCUCUUCAUCCACACAGUCCUCAAUGAUGCCGUGCAGCUGACCAUCUCCGUCGCCCUGUUUGUGGUGAGCUACAUCUACUACACCAUCAACGUGUCCAUCUGCUGCAUCUUCCUGCUCGUGGCCGUCUUCACCACACGCAAUACCCCAGUGAGCCUGGCCAGCAUGGCUGUGGAGCGUUACAUUGCAGUAUGCCUUCCACUACGCCAUGCCCAGAUCUGCACCGUGCACCGCACCUACCUCCUCAUUGGCCUCACCUGGUUCAUUUGUGUUGUGCCCGAUGUCACCGACUUGUUUGUGACGCUGGCCACUGAGCCACUCACUUUCUUCCAAUCUUCCGUAUUUUGCUUGCGCCAGAAUGUCUUCAAGGACCACAUGCUCUUGUACAAGCGGCAGGCCUUUGAUGCCCUCUACUUCUUGCUGGUCUUCCUCACGCUUGUCUACACAUAUCUCCGGGUGCUAUUCGCCGCACGGGCCAUCACAGUGCAGAAGGCAUCGGCCCAGCGGGCGAGGAACACCAUCCUGCUGCACGUUGCUCAGCUGCUCAUGUGCUUGCUCUCGUAUGUUUCACCCAGUGUCGAGGUUGUCCUAAACGUCCUUUUCCCCAGCUACAUCCUGGAGAUGCGUUAUGCCAAUUACCUCAUCGUGUACAUCAUGCCACGUUUUCUAAGCCCAAUUAUAUAUGGGGUCCGUGACCAAAGGUUCUGUAAGUAUCUCAAGCGGUAUUUUGUGAGCAAUCGGUGUAAAACUAAUGCAAGAGUAGACAACCAGCAUGAAGAAAAUUAA